AUGCUUACAAGGCGUUCGAAACGACCAGCCACCUCAACCGUAGUCUCGGUUAUACACCCAAAUGACGAGCUCAAGGUCAUUCUUCCACCUCGAAAGCAAAAACCAUCCAAAAUCACACUCCUUCCGCCCGAAAUCCUCUCCAGUAUCUUUGCCAACGUACUAUCUCUUUGCAACUACGACUAUGUCGGGUCUAUCUCGAACAAUAGGACAGCCAUCAUGCUCGUAUCAAAGCUUUUCCACCAACUUGUUGUCUCAAAUCCAUUCCUGUGGGCAUUCAUACCGGUUUCUGGGCCGAUGCCAAACAGGCCAGCCAUUGAGCGAACGAUCUCCUUCACCGGGCAAGUCAUACCGCUCCAUUUUCAUUUUGACUUGCGCACCCAAGAUGAAGAGGAGGAAUGGUGUACCCCACAAAUGAUGGAGUGUGAUUUUGGAUGGUUUUUGCUUUCGAGGUGGAAGAAUGACCUUGAGCUCGUCAUUUGGCAUGAUGACACUGGAUUUAUCAGCUUUUCCAUAAUAAAUAGUAUAAAAAGGACUAGCCUUACCGGGAAACAGGGUGUCGAAGUCACAGAGAGACAGGAAGAGGACAGGGUGCACGCGAAGAAGCUUGGCAAAUUGAUGUGCAAUGGCGGGGACGCCGAGUUUUGUUCGGAAUGGCUGGGUCCAAAUAAGCCUGCGGCGUGGGCAAGGCUUACCAUACUCGAGCUUGUGCAUGGACCCCUUUCAAAGGAGUUAGGACACACCAUCAUCCUCAAUGUAACUGUCUCUGUGGCUUCGGUUCCUCUUCAAGUGUCGGCUCCUUAUUCGG
This is a messenger RNA of Acaulospora colombiana, 805 nucleotides long. The record is from the annotation of a GenBank genome assembly. Lineage: Eukaryota; Fungi; Glomeromycota; Glomeromycetes; Diversisporales; Acaulosporaceae.